Molecule: messenger RNA, 888 nt
Organism: Ornithorhynchus anatinus (platypus)
Lineage: Eukaryota; Metazoa; Chordata; Mammalia; Monotremata; Ornithorhynchidae
Product: vegetative cell wall protein gp1-like
Exons: 1
Coding region: 1-888 (295 amino acids)
Source: RefSeq, a predicted model, not a curated record
AUGCCGUCAGCCACCCCGUCGAUCAUCCCAUCAGUCAGCCAUCCAUGCCGUCAGCCACCCCGUCAGCCGUCCCGUCAGUCAGCCAGCCACCCCGUCGGCCAUCCAUCCAAUCAGCCAACCCAUCGACCAUCCCGUCGGCCAUCCAUCCCGUCAGCCACCCCGUCGACCAUCCAUCCCGUCAGCCAUCCCGUCGACCAUCCGUCCCGUCAGCCAUCCCGUCGACCAUCCAUCCCGUCGGCCAUCCCGUCGACCAUCCAUCCCGUCAGCCGCCCCGUCAGCCAUCCCUUCAGCCACCCCGUCGGCCAUCCAUCCGGUCCGCCAUCCAUCCCGUCAGCCAUCCCCUCAGCCAUCCAUCCCGUCGGCCACCCCAUCAGCCAUCCCGUCAGUCAGCCAUCCCUUCAGGCACCCCGUCGGCCCUCCCUCCAGUCGGCCAUCCCGUCGGCCGCCUCAUCAGCCACCCCGUCGGCCAUCCAUCCAGUCAGCCAUCCCGUCGACCAUCCCGUCGACCAUCCGUCCCGUCAGCCAUCCCAUCAGUCAGCCACCCCGUCGGCCAUCCAUCCCGUCGACCAUCCCCUCGACCAUCCAUCCGUCAGCCACCCCGUCGGCCAUCCAUCCAGUCGUCCAUCCCGUCGACCAUCGUGUCGACCGUCCAUCCCGUCAGCCACCCCAUCGGCCCGCCGCAGGGCCCGGCCGGCCCGGCCCGAACCGGGAGCGGGAAGGCCGUCGGACCUCAGGCCCCCACCCCCCGGCCCCCCCGUGGGGACCCCAAACCCCGACCCCCGUCCCGCAGUGAAAAGGGCCCCCCUCGCCUCCCACACCAUCGCCCCCCCGGACUGCGGUCUGUGCCCGGCGCUCGGGCCGGCCGCCUUCGGCCCCGCCACUUUUUAA